Pelecanus crispus (Dalmatian pelican) is the source of this 316-nucleotide messenger RNA. The record is from RefSeq and is a predicted model, not a curated record. NCBI's taxonomy places the organism in Eukaryota, Metazoa, Chordata, Aves, Pelecaniformes, Pelecanidae.
CCAGGCUUUACAGGGUCUUAACAUGAUCUAUUGGAAAUGUCUAUGCAGGUUAAACUUUGUCUUCAUUCUUUGGAUCUCAAUGACGUUUGUGUGCUCGGGUUACCCAGUUGUCCCUUCCACGAGCAGCAAUCCUUUUUAUUUGAAUUGCCAGCUGUAUGGAAAAUCUGAUUACUGCCUCGUCCUGCUGACUGUGGGCAGGAAUGAAGAACUGGCUUUUUUAAAGCCUUACCUGGAGAUGCCUUUCAAUAAAAGGUCCUUUCGCAACGGUGUUGGAUCAGGAAUUAAAAAAACUUCAUUUCGAAGGGCAAAGUCAUAA